Molecule: messenger RNA, 1230 nt
Organism: Malus domestica (apple)
Lineage: Eukaryota; Viridiplantae; Streptophyta; Magnoliopsida; Rosales; Rosaceae
Product: nuclear transcription factor Y subunit C-2-like
Biological process (GO): regulation of transcription by RNA polymerase II
Cellular component (GO): nucleus
Molecular function (GO): RNA polymerase II cis-regulatory region sequence-specific DNA binding; DNA-binding transcription factor activity, RNA polymerase II-specific; protein heterodimerization activity
Source: RefSeq, a predicted model, not a curated record
UCCCUCCCUCCCAUAACUCUCUCUCUCUCUCUCUGUAAGUAAAAACCCAAACAUUUCAAACUUUCUCUGUCCCUCCCUUUUAACCCUCUCACUCUCGCUCUCUAGAUUCUUCUCUCUUUCUCUCUCAUAGGGUUUCUGCCAAGGAGAAGAUUCAGCUAAGCUUUACUGGGGAAUAGCAAGGAAAUAUACUUUCCCGUAGUUAACCAUGGAUCACUCAGAACAAACACUACAGCAACAGCAGCAGCCUGUGGAUGGUGCCGUAGCAAGUUCUGGCCAAAUGGCAUCAUAUGCUCCUUCGUCCUGUCAAACUGCUCCCAUAGUGGCUUCUGGAACUCUUGCAGUGGCCGUCACUUCCCCAUCGCAGGCCCCCACCACUUUCCCUGAUCCGUCACAUCAGCUUGCCUACCAGAAAAUACAGCACUUUCCCCACCGCCAACAGGUGCAGCUUCAAGAGUUCUGGUCCGACCAAAUGCAAGACGUUGAGAAAGCAUCCGACUUCAAGAAUCACAGCCUUCCACUUGCUAGAAUUAAGAAAAUAAUGAAAGCUGAUGAGGAUGUUCGAAUGAUAUCUGCCGAGGCUCCAGUUGUAUUUGCAAAGGCAUGUGAAAUAUUCAUAUUGGAGCUGACUUUGCGCUCAUGGAUUCACACAGAGGAGAACAAAAGGAGGACAUUACAAAAGAAUGAUAUCGCAGCUGCUAUUUCAAGGACUGACGUCUUUGACUUUUUGGUUGAUAUUAUCCCAAGAGAUGAGUUGAAGGAAGAGGGGCUCGGAGUGACCAAGGCUACCCUCCCGGUGGUGGGUUCCCCAGCAGAUGUUCCGUACUAUUAUGUUCCACCGCAGCAUCCAGUGGGAGCUCCUGGGAUGAUCAUGGGGAAGCCAGUUGAUCAACCAGCACUGUAUGCUGCUCAACAGCCUAGACCACCUGUGGCUUUCAUGCCGUGGGCUCAGUCUCAACCUCAACAGCCGCAGCAACAGCAACAAGAAGCCCAACAGCAGCAGGCAGAUACUUAAUGUUGAUGAUUCUGGCCAAGCUAAUGUCAAAUCUGUUCCCGGGCAUAGCAUCUUAUCGUUAGAGAUGAGUUUUAGGUUGGAUUAGUUGCCGAAUAUGACACUACACCUUACUGGAUUGUGCAGUGAACUAAUGUUAGGUUGUAUUGUGUAUGUGCUUGUAUUGCUACUGAUGUGAAGUUUUACGUUAUCGCGUGUUAUUAUCUCGGCCUGUUCCUUUC